GCUCUCCACAAUCUAGGGAUGUGUUUCUCUUCAUAAAACGAUGAACAAACUCCUGGGUAGCUGUUCUGUGAAAGCAGGCCCUCUUUGAGUCUUACUGUGAGUGUGAUGGCGACCACCGAUGAGGUCACGGUGUCCAUGGGGGAGGUGGUAAUGGUAAAGGCUGAUGGAGAGGGUGACCCCGAUGACCCUAAUAAGACUCAGGUCAUCCUCCAGCUCCAACCAAUCACCACAGGAGAUGAAUCUGCUGAAACAGAUGCAGCUGUCAUGGCCGUUGAAGCACAUCCAGAACAAACUGAGGGAGAUGACGUAGAGAUCGGCUGUCCCAUAACAUGCGGCGACAGUAAAGCUGUGUUGCUGGUGAAGAAAUUUGUGUGCCCGGGAAUCAAUGUGAAAUGCGUGAAGUAUGAAGACCAGCUGAUAAGCCCCAAACAGUUUGUGCACAUCUCUGGGAAAGCCACUCUGAAAGACUGGAAGAGAGCCAUCAGGAUGGGUGGAGUCAUGCUAAGAAAAAUGAUGGAUUCAGGUCAGCUUGACUUCUACCAGCACAGCACGCUGUGUACCAACACGUGUCGCAGCACCAAGUUUGACCUUCUCAUCAACAACACACGCUUCCCUCCGGAUGGCAGCAGGCUUAACACGCCCACGUCCUCUCAAGCUCAGGUGGUUCUGGGUAAUGGCGGUGCAGUGGGCGAGGACAGACCAGACGUUCUGAGCGGGAAGAUGGACUGGGGCUCGAUCUCACUGGAGUCUGCAGACAAGAAGGAACACAAUGAGAUCUCAGAGGACACGCUGAACUUCUGGAAGGGUAUUGCGGAUGUGGGUUUGCUGGGUGAAGUGGUGACCAACAUCAGCACUGAGCUGCUGGAGCUGCUGAACAGCGUGCAGCAGCUCAGGGAUCUGGCUGCCAUACAGGACACAGAUUCCUGUCUGGUAGAGGUGGCGGUGCUCAGUAACCUCGCCCAGGUGUUUGGCCUGCUCGAUUCGGUCAAGAAGAUCCUGGAGAGGAGGAGGCAGCAGACGGAUCCCAGCCAGGAGCAGGUCCUCAGCACACUCACCAACCUGGAGGUGCAGCUGGAAGAACAGAGGAAGCAGCAGCAGGUUCGAGCUCUUCUCUCCUGCCCGCAGCCUCCCAAAAACAAAACUCCCACCAAGCGCCAGACCAAGCGGCCUCGCCUCCAGAGGCCCGCCUCCACCACCACCCUCCUGACCUCCCCCAUCAGCCAGCAGGCCACCCUGCAACCUCAGCAGUUCACCGUUCUUUCGCCCAUCUCGCUGUCCUCUGUGGGUCAGCCGUUCACUGUGGCAGGCCUGCCCAUCGCCUCCCUCGCCCAGUCCUCCAACACGGUCACCCUGCUUCCCGCCGGCUCGCAGCUCUUCACCCGCUACAUGGUGACCGGAGACGGAAAGGCGGACACCAUCACCUUGCACCCGUCCUCGGGCCUCACACUGCUGGGCACCACAGCUAUGCAGGACUCCAGCCAGCUGGGCACGAUGGUGAGCCCCGUAGAGCUGGUGCACCUGAGCCAGCAGACCGGCAGCACAGAGGUGGUGCCCAUCGAAGGCCAGGUGGUGGACGGCACCAUGCUGGUGCAGCAGGAGAUGAUGCAGGGCGAGGUGGACACUGGCCAGGAGCACACGGUCAUCGAGAUCAACCCGGCUCCGGUGGAGCAGGCGGUGGGGGUGAUGGAGCUGCAGCUGACCGGUGAGCCAGGCAGAGAAGGGGCCGCCAUGGUUGUCCAGGGCGGGAUGGAGGUGACAAUGGCUGCGGAGGGGGAGGAGACGCAGUGCCAAAUGCAGGAGGGGCAGACUGAUGGGGUUCAGGGGCUGCAGCUGGACGCCAGCGGACAGUUGUCAGGUGUACAGAUAGUAGUGAUAGAAGAAAAUACUCAGGAAGAAAACAAGGUGAAAUGAGACACACCUCCUAUUUUAUCCAACAAAGCAGGUAUGAACUUGUACUGAGCUAUCACAGACUUGUGAAACUGUAAAUACACCACAUUUCCAAAUCCACAGAUUGACUUGGCCUAAGACCAAGCAUUAGGGUAGCCAUUUUCCUUUUUUGGCGCACGUGUGUGUGUGCGUGCGUGUGUGCGUGUGUGUGUGUGUGCGUGUGUGUGUGUGUGUGUGUACAUGCUCCUCUUAACUUCUUGUUGAUUUUUAUUGAAACAAAGAGGCAUCACAACAAAGAAUGAAAUGUACCCUCCUGUUUGUUUUGUAUUUGAAGGAUAGUUCCAGCUUGUUACAGCUCGGCUCUUAUUCUCCUGGUUCUGGCCAUCGUUUGCGUCAGCAGUAUUAACCCUGCACUGACCCAGUUAAGUGCUGAGAUCUGACGAUGCAGAUGUCACUUAGAGGAAGUCAGAGACAGGUUGCAAACAAACCCUCAAGUGAACCAAACUUAUUUAAUUGAAGACGGGAAUUAUUAUUACACAAACUAUCACAGUUUAGAGACUGACUUUGCGGCGUGCUGAACUUCCUGUGGUCGACUUAACAGCUUUAAAAUACAGUGACUUUUAUUUUUACCUCCAAGUAAAGUGCUUACGAUCAGAUGUGUCCGAACCCCCGGACGUUGGACCAGCACCGGGCCUUCUAGCAUUCUUUGCGGGGCUUUGAGGAAACAAUAUGUUUCGCAAAAAAAAAAAAAUACCUGAAUGAUGAUUACAUAACAAUGAACUGAUUUUGAUCUAAAGUUUGUCAGCAGCACAGAAGGUCAUCAGUCUUCACCUACUUCGAUCUGCCGGGCCUGUGGGUGCCGUGUUCAUGUUACUCUUGGAAAGCAACCGCGAGCUAACGAGCGUUUGAGGAGGAGUCGGAGAGAGCUGGACAGAAGGUGAAUGAGAUAAAAGGUCCAAAGUAUGUGUUUUUCUAUCCAGAUAUUAAACGCACUGUACUUAGUGUAGUGGGGACUCAGCCGUGCGUUGAACAGCGCAGAGGGCUGACUUGGAGGGGGG
Seriola dumerili (greater amberjack) is the source of this 2945-nucleotide messenger RNA. It is a transcript of the gene gmeb1, whose product is annotated as glucocorticoid modulatory element-binding protein 1-like. Lineage: Eukaryota; Metazoa; Chordata; Actinopteri; Carangiformes; Carangidae. Gene Ontology annotation, cellular component: nucleus. The transcript has 10 exons. Gene Ontology annotation, biological process: positive regulation of transcription by RNA polymerase II. Gene Ontology annotation, molecular function: DNA-binding transcription activator activity, RNA polymerase II-specific; RNA polymerase II cis-regulatory region sequence-specific DNA binding. The record is from RefSeq and is a predicted model, not a curated record. The coding region runs from base 106 to 1911 and encodes 601 amino acids.